UAUCAGAAUGUACCAAAAUGGAGUUCUUCAACCUCAGAUCUCCAACAAGUCCUACCAGCAAGACCCAACAGUACGGUAGACGUAUCUCUGCUGAGCGCCUUGCUGAGCGGCUCCCCACUACACCAGUAGCUCCUGCAAAACGAGAUGUGAUACAGCGGACUCAGCUGUUUCUUAAGCAACCUGAAUCUGGGGUUGGAGCAUGUCUGCCUGUUCAGGAGGAUCUUAGUGCGGUUCACGGUUACUUUAAGAAGAGACCAGUGUACGACCGUCUCCCCAUCUGUCCCUACAAUGAUCAGAUCCUGAGAACAGUAAAAGAAAACUCUGUUACAGUGAUAACCGCGCCCACUGGCAGUGGCAAGAGCACGCGUGUUCCUCAAUACAUCAUGGACGACGAGUAUUACAACGAACGGAGACACUGCAAGAUAGUGGUGACUCAGCCGCGCAGGGUUGCUGCUGUUGCGCUAGCACGUCGCGUUCUCGUAGAGAGAGGACUGAAGCAGAUAGAUCACACGUGCGAGGGUCAGGGAACGCUGGUGGGCUACCAGAUAGGCAUGGACAAGCAGGUUAAUUCUGACACUAGACUGGUAUACAUGACUACUGGUGUACUGUUAAGGAAACUAUGUAACACUGGCAAUCUUAACGAGUAUACACACAUCAUACUGGACGAGGUCCACGAACGUGACAAGGAAACUGACUUCCUCCUUUUACUUGUCAAGAAAUUCCUCUGUACCAACUCUAAAUUUGUCAAGAUUGUUAUAAUGUCAGCGACUGUGAAUGCAGAUAAAUUCUCAAGAUAUUUCUCGACUCUUAUUGGUGGGCUUCCCAGACCUUGUCCUACUAUUGAACUUAAAGAUGAGAUGCAUCCUGUAGAGGUAUUAUAUCUAGAUCAGUUCAAAUCUAGUCUCGGAUAUCAUCGGGAAUAUGAUGAAGUGGACCGGAGCUUGUCUCCUCAGAUAUCAGAUAAUAUCUACGACCUAGCACGUUCGUUGAUUGAGAGUUUUGACGACAGGGAUAGGAUUUAUUAUAGUAGUGAGUUCAAGAAAGGGUCAGUGUUGGUAUUCCUUCCCGGUAUGUACGAGAUUGAAACUUGCCAAAAUUAUCUUCUGAAAGAGUCAGUGAGUAAGACUUACGACAUUAUUCCACUUCACAGUUCCAUCCCCCGGUCCUCUCAAAUGAAAGUGUUUGCUCUGCCGAUCCCAGGAAGACGAAAGGUAAUACUCUCCACCAACAUUGCUGAGAGCAGUAUCACAGUCCCUGACAUCAGAUAUGUUGUAGACUUCUGUCUCACUAAACAGCUAGUGUGUGAUCCAACUUCAGGAAUGUCAUCUCUGCAGUGCACGUGGGCUCCAAGGUCCUCUCUCGAUCAGAGAAAGGGCCGUGCUGGUAGGGUAGCUGCUGGUAUCUGCUACAGACUCAUACCAAGAUCAUUCGUCCAAAAACUCAGUGAUUUCAACAGCCCGGAGAUAAAGAGGUGCUCUCUGGAACAGCUGAUCCUGUGGUGUAAGAUACUAGAUAUUGGAGAUCCUCACCACAUGUUAUCACUAGCUCUGGACCCUCCAGAUCUCAGUAAACUGCACCAGAGCGUUCUAAUCCUAGAGGAAUGUGGCGCGUUAACCAGACCUGCUGACCAAUCACAGCCCUUCUCAGGUGAGAUAACAUUCCUGGGACAAGUCAUGGGCAUCCUCCCUCUAGAUGUGAGGCUCUCCAGACUAGUUAUGUUUGGGUAUGUGUUCAACUGUUUUACGGAGUGUAUCGUCAUGUCAGCCUGUCUUGCUCUCCCCUCCUUUCUGGAGAUACCCUAUAAUAGUAGGCAGGAUAGGAUGAGGUCCUACGUAACUAGGAUGAGGAAAGCAGCAGGCACGUUCAGUGAUCCCAUCAUGAUGUUACACAUGUAUAACGCCUGGUAUGAUGCUCACAGUAGGAGCACUGCUGACAGCAGGAGGUUUUGUAAAGAUAACUUUAUCGAGUUCAGCCGGAUUCAAGACGUGGCUUCUUUAGUCCGGGAACUUAGCUCAGGUAUUCAUAGUCUCAACAUUCCUGUGGAAACUAUAGAGGAGAGGAAGGUUGCGUACGAUGAUGCAGCUUAUAUUGUGAAGCUAAAACUAGCCCUAGCAGCAGCAAACUACCCUAACUACUUUAUAAAAGAUAAAGAUAAUGUACACGAGGAGAAUGUAAUGCAGCUGUUUGGUAACAAAUCACCCUCCGAUACUGUCUUCUUCACAGGGAUGAACAUUGACGUGAGAUCAGACGAGGAACUACAACAAACCUUCAUGGUGGAUGUUAACCAGUACUACAAGCAGGGGUUCUGUGAUCCGGUCAAGAAACUAUCUUUAGAAGGUUCCAGAAUGUACGUGACUUUUGAGAACCCAGCAGAAAGAAGUGUGUGUAAGUCUGUGUAUUAUGCCCUGAUGAUGAAGAAACUUGGGUUUUCUCUAGCUCUGUCCGAGCGUGAAGGUUCUGAGAGAAGAAGAGAAAAUAAGCAGUCUGAAAGUAAGAUGAAGAGAAUGAUACCUAUCAUAAAAGGAGAGGCUCAGGUUAAGAUAGCCCACGUUGCUAGCCCCACUAAAUUCUACGUUCAGUUUGUAGAUAACGAUUUGAGGGCAGAAUGGGAGGAUACACAAAACAGGCUGCAGGAAAUAUCAAAGACUCGGGUCCCGUACCAACACCUAAAACCUAAAGCAUAUGCUGCGUGUUUUUUCGACGACGAGGUAACGCUGUAUCGGGUAAGAUUGGAAUACUUCAAGGGAGAGAAGAUGAGAGUGUACUAUUUAGACUACGGUAACUUAAAAGACGUUCCCGUAAAUCAACUCUUCCAAAUACCAGUGCAACUGCUCCGAGUUCCCUUUCAAGCUAUAGAAUGUUCUCUAGAGAACAUCGCCCCAUUUCACCGGAACUUAAUUGACAUGGUGUCAGGUGGCUGGCCACGUGAUGUUAACCAGCACGUGGGGGAGGUAUUAUUGGAUAAGAUGUUCACUGCACGUGUCUACUACCUUCUGGGAGGGGUUGUUCAUCUUGAUCUAAUGGCAGGUGGGGUAAGUUUUAUAAACCUCCUGGUAAGUCAGAACCAGGCUUACCAACCAGAGCCUGACUACAGGGUUAAACUUGCCAGGUCUGUCACUAACGUGUUGGGUAUUAGGCUCGAUACUGCCUUCUCUGUGUACGAGGAUACCUACAUCAGACCGUACGAGCGUCCUAACUUCACCUCUAAACGAGCCAAGUUGUCUGGCGGUGAUUCACCGUACUUAGUGUCGUUUAAAGGUCUAUGUGAGGGAGUUAAUAGUAAGAUGGUAAGUGUGAGUGGUAGUUCUGUGAACAGUGUAGUGUUGCACCACAACACUGCACUAAAGUUCCAGGAGUUACUGACUGGUAACAGUGUGGCUCUGUCUGGUGAUGGUAAUAAGAUCCUGGUCCGGGGUACCACUUCUCAUGAUCCUAUUCCAGGGUUGCCCGAGAUAAUGGUUCUUCUGUUUGCUCCUCAGGUACAGCUGCAUUGUAGUUCCGGUAAACUUAAUUACACUGGAUGUAUAGCUGGGCUGGGAGCGGUUGAAGGGGCUCCGAUCUGGCCUGAGCAUGACCUGAAGAUGAGGUUCGAUGUGAGGUUAGAUAACAAGGACUUGACGGAUAUCAACAAGCUGAGGAUGUACAUCUCUGAUAUGCUGCAAGGAGAUGAGGAUAAUCCGUCCACAGUUCACCUAACUCACCAGCCCAUCAGACAGCUACAACGUAAGAUUUGGAGACUUAUCACCGACUUGCUGCAGAGGAGACGGGAAAUGCUUUCUCCUUCUGAUUAUAUCCAUCUUGAUUGGGAACCCACCGCUGGCACUGAAAACGUUGGCCUCCCAUCGCACAACAGUUCUGACGUAAUAAAACCGUUCCCAGUUCUCCAGACCCGAUAUCAUGGGAUAACCCUGGAGACAACAGAGAUGAGCAGUAGAGUGUCCAGUCUGAUCGAGACUAACUACAGAAUUGAGGAGACUACUGGAACUAGAGGAACUGGAAGCACUUACUGUGAACUGUGUGGAGUUCAAUUUGAGAGGACCAUUCAUUUAGCAACUCAUCUCAAUGGGAAGGAGCAUGCAACUGAGAAGUACCGUUUGGAUCAUUGGACACCACCGCAGUGAGAGGAGUUUUAUAUUUUACCACCUAAAGACUAAAAACCUGCCUUGAUUUAUGUUAUUUCGUUUGUUUGGUUUUAGCAGAUUUAGUUUAUAUACUAUUACUAUAUCAUAUAACCACUAUGUUCGUUAGAGUUUUUUCAUUAAUUUACAAAUAAACAUGUUUUAACUUAUUGGUUUUUAUUAAUCCAGAGCUAGGAAGUUAAAUGUUCUGUAUAUUAUGUUGUGUUAGAUUUGACAAGUUGUUUGUUUCAGUCAAUGCUUUAUUGCUUUUAGUUUUAUCAAAUUUUUAUCAAAUGCUUUCUAUCACUAAUACUGCAUGUCAGAAUUGAUUUUUAUUUAAGGGAUUAUUAAUUUUUUUAAACCCGAUGAAUGUAUUAUAAAAUUAUCGACUGUUUAUUGACUGAGUAAUAUCCGGAUAGGAAUUAUUGACUGCUAUUUAUUUUACUACUUAUUUUAUUUAGUUCACAAUUUGGACC
Molecule: messenger RNA, 4594 nt
Organism: Bolinopsis microptera
Lineage: Eukaryota; Metazoa; Ctenophora; Tentaculata; Lobata; Bolinopsidae
Product: ATP-dependent RNA helicase TDRD9-like
Exons: 2
Coding region: 18-4121 (1367 amino acids)
Cellular component (GO): intracellular anatomical structure
Molecular function (GO): helicase activity; ATP binding; RNA binding
Source: RefSeq, a predicted model, not a curated record